UUAAAAUCACCAACAUCCGGUUUCCGGUUAGACGCUCAUAACAAAGAUGGCGGCCUCGGGGGAAGAAGAGGGAGUGUAUUUCGUGGUAAACAACAUUCCUGUAAACUUUCGCUCUGCCGAUCUGAGAAAUUAUUUCAGCCAGUUUAUAGAAAGCGGAGGAUUUUUGUGUUUUCAUUACCGACACAGACCGGAAGUGAGGAUAAACCCAGCGGAAGCAGAAAAGGCUCAGAGAGGAGAGGAGGAUGAGGAUGAGGAUGAGGAGGGUGAGGGUGAGGAAGGAGAGAGAAAGAGCGAGGUUAAAGCUGAAGCUUCGUGUUGCUGUGUGCUGUCUGUGAAGAGAAGAGAAGCGGAGCGCUUUGUGAAGAUGUACAGCGGAAAUCAGUGGAUCGACUCGAAGGGAAACUGGCUGGUGAAGCGGUGUCUGAUCCGGAGGAUUAAAGUGUCCGAUCACACCGAUCCGGAUGCUUUUCCGUAUAAGACGAAGGCGGAGCUGAAGCGUCCCACGGCGCACGCGGAGCGUUUCACUAAAGCCGACCUGCGCGCCCUGCCCGAGCUGACUCCGCCCGCUCUCAUGCCCGCCGGUAACGUCGGCACGCCGGUCAGCGUGUUCCUGCAGCUCAUCCAGUCCUGCCGCUUUCCUCCGCGCCUCAUCCGCAAACUCGGCCUCACCUUCCCCAAGACGGGGUCGCACCGUCGCUACGGUAACGUCCCCUACCACUACAACACGGCCGUGGUGGCGGCGAGCGAGGAGAGCGUGUUCACUGCGGGAGGGGUGGAAAUCUGCGGGCCGGGGGGCGUCGCUCCGCCGAAGAGCGCCGAGAAACCGACAGACGGGACGCACGAGAACGAGGACCGGCCAAUCAGAGCGGAGCGUCCAGCGGCGGGGGCGGAGAGCGAGGAGGAGGAGGAGGAGGAGGAGGAGUCAGGACCAGACGAUGACGAUGACCGGUGUGAGGAAUGGGAGCGACACGAGGCUCUGCACGAGGACGUGACGUCUCAGGAGAGGAGUAAAGAGCGUCUGUACGAGGAGGAGAUCGAGCUGAAGUGGGAGAAAGGAGGAUCAGGCCUCGUGUUCUACACCGACGCUCAGUACUGGCAGGAGGAGGAGGGGGAUUUUGAUGAGCAAACGGCAGACGACUGGGACGUUGACAUGAGCGUCUACUACGAUAAAGACGGAGGAGACAUGGACUCCAGAGACUACGUACGCAUGCGCUAUGAGAAGCGACUGAGGGACGGGGUGCAGCAGCCGGAGAUCAACCAGCAGAAAAUCGGCACCUUCGAGAAAUUCACGAAGGGCGUGGGGCGGCGUGUGAUGGAGAAACAGGGCUGGAAAGACGGCGAGGGACUCGGACACUCUCGCUCAGGGAUUCCCGAGGCUUUAGAGAACGAAGGACAGCAUCCCAACUGUAAGAGAGGCUUCGGGUAUCACGGGGAGAAGCUCAGCUCUUUCCAACCGCUUAAAAAACCUCGGCCUGCUUUUCACAUAUCGACCGUUUACGACGAGCCGAAAGACAUCGACCGGGGCGACACACUCCUCCGCCGGCAGCCGAGCGCCAGCAUGAAACACACACACUGGCAUCCAGAGGAAAGCACCGAGCCACACAGAUGACCUUUUACUCCAUUUAUAACUCAAGCAUUUGUUUGUUUGUUUGUUUUUAGAUCUUGUUUAUGUACAGUACUGUGCAAAAGUCUUUGCACCCUAUAUUUUUUUUUUUUAUAUUUUGACUUCUACAUUAUUGAUUCAGUACAAAAACAUUUUAGAUUCCAAACAUUAGUUUUCCAGCACAGAAUGAAACGUUCCAGAAAAAUGUUUGUAUGUCAGUAAAGAAAGCAGCAGAUUCCAUAAGAGACACUUUUCAGAUAAAAACAUAAUGAAGGCUGCUGGGUUUCGCUGCAGAAAUAAGAAGCGAGUCGACAGUCAAAGUCUCCAGAAGAACUGUGGCUGCUUCUGCAAGAUGCUCAGUAACACUUCCAGCUCAUUUCCUUAUAAAACUGCACACACUGCACCUCAGAUACUGCUUUAUUUAUUUAAAGUGAAGGAUCGUCACAUUAAAUACUGACUUUGUUUCAUUUAUUACUGUUUACUGCUCUUUAUAGGAUUUUUUUUAAUGUAGAAACAUUUAAUUUCGUUAUUUUUGAAGGCGUCUUUACUCUACAGCAUUUCUUUGCAUGUGCCUAAGACUUUUGCACAGAACUGUAUGAGGUCUGAAAUGAUAUUCCCUUGUUUUAAAGGGUGUUCAGAUUUUUUGCCUCAUUUUGUGACUCGAUUUUAUUAAAGUAUGAAGAAACAAAA
This is a messenger RNA of Pangasianodon hypophthalmus (striped catfish), 2293 nucleotides long. RefSeq names its product G patch domain containing 3 (gene gpatch3). The transcript is spliced from 7 exons. Gene Ontology annotation, biological process: negative regulation of type I interferon production; negative regulation of RIG-I signaling pathway; positive regulation of DNA-templated transcription. The coding region runs from base 47 to 1609 and encodes 520 amino acids. Lineage: Eukaryota; Metazoa; Chordata; Actinopteri; Siluriformes; Pangasiidae. Gene Ontology annotation, molecular function: nucleic acid binding. The record is from RefSeq and is a predicted model, not a curated record.